This is a messenger RNA of Sphenostylis stenocarpa, 1854 nucleotides long. NCBI's taxonomy places the organism in Eukaryota, Viridiplantae, Streptophyta, Magnoliopsida, Fabales, Fabaceae. The record is from the annotation of a GenBank genome assembly.
AUGCCUGAGGCUCCUAGCCACUACCUGUGCAACAAGCCAAAUGGCAAAGUUGAUGAUGAUGUUGCUUGUAAUAAUAGCAUCAUCAAGAUCAACAACAAGAAAGCACUGAAAUACAUUGAGGAUGUUACUAGCAACGCUGACGAAAUUCAGAAAAGGGUCCUUGCUGAGAUCCUUUCUUCUAGUGCACGCGUUGAGUACCUUCAACGCCAUGGCUUAGAUGGUCGCACAGACAGAGACAGUUUCAAGAAGAUCAUGCCUGUGGUGACAUACGAGGAUUUAAAGCCAGAUAUUGAUCGUAUUGCUGAUGGUGAUACCUCCCCAAUUUUAUGUUCCAAACCUAUUUCUGAGUUCCUCACGAGCUCUGGAACUUCUGGUGGGGAGAGAAAACUGAUGCCAACCAUAGAGGAUGAACUUGAGAGAAGAUCAUUACUCUACAGCCUCUUGAUGCCAGUGAUGGACCAAUCUGUUCCAGGUUUAGACAAAGGCAAGGGUAUGUACUUUUUGUUCAUAAAAUCAGAAGCCAAAACCCCAGGGGGGCUCCUAGCACGUCCAGUGUUGACCAGUUACUACAAGAGCUCACACUUCAAGAACACCACACAAAGAUAUGAUCCCUACACAAAUUACACUAGCCCCAUUGAGUCCAUUCUCUGCCCAGACUCUUACCAAAGCAUGUACUCUCAGAUGCUUUGUGGACUUUCUCAAAACGAACAAGUUCUUCGUGUUGGGGCUGUUUUCGCCUCAGGUUUCAUCCGUGCCAUUAAGUUCCUAGAAAAGCAUUGGGUGAGUUUGUGCCAUGACAUAAGAAAUGGCACCAUAGACCCUGAAAUCAGGGACUCAUCUGUUAGAGAGGCCAUCAUGAAGAUACUCAAACCAAACCCCAAGCUUGCGGAUUUCAUAGAAGGUGAGUGCAAGAAGGAGUCGUGGAAGGGUAUCAUUACUAGGGUGUGGCCGAACACAAAGUAUGUUGAUGUUAUUGUUACUGGAACCAUGUCUCAGUAUAUUCCGAUAUUGGAUUACUAUAGCAAUGGUCUCCCUCUUGUCUGCACCAUGUAUGCUUCGUCUGAGUGUUACUUUGGCCUCAACUUGAACCCUUUGUGUGAACCGAGUGAGGUGUCUUACACUCUCAUUCCCACCAUGGCCUACUUCGAGUUCUUGCCCAUCCAUAAGACGAAGGGACAUGACGAUUCUCACUCUGAGCUGGAACGUUUGGUUGAUCUUGUGAAUGUGGAGUUGGGUCAAGAAUAUGAGCUUGUGAUCACCACUUAUGCUGGACUCUACAGGUAUCGAGUUGGUGACAUACUCCGUGUAGCAGGAUUCAAGAACAAGGCACCUCAAUUCAACUUCGUGUGCCGAAAGAAUGUGGUUUUAAGCAUUGAUUCUGAUAAGACCGAUGAAGUUGAGCUACAAAAUGCUGUGAAGAAUGGAUCAAACCAUCUUGCACAGUUUGGUGCAUCACUCACAGAAUAUACAAGUUGCACUGACACGUCCACCAUCCCCGGUCACUAUGUGCUAUACUGGGAGAUUAGCAGCAGGAAUGAAACCCCAAUUCCUGUUUCUGUUUUUGAAGAGUGUUGCUUUGCAGUUGAAGGGUCUCUGAACAGUGUGUAUAGACAAGGAAGGGUAUCAGAAUCCAUUGGACCAUUGGAAAUCAAGAUUGUGGAGAAUGGAACCUUUGACAAGCUUAUGGACUUUGCUCUCAGUCAGGGUGCGUCCAUAAAUCAGUAUAAGACACCUCGUUGUGUGAAGUAUGCUCCCAUUGUUGAGCUUCUGGACUCCAAGACAGUUUCCAAUCACUUCAGUACAAAAUGUCCACAGUGCGUCCCUGGUGUCAAGAAGUGGUGCAUGUACCCUUGA